AUGGCUUCGGUAGCCGCUUGGUUACCGUUUGCACGGGCCUCAGCCAUUGGCUGGGUGCCUAUCGCCCAGAAUCCCCUUCCUAACCCAACUGUCCACCCAGAAAGUCAACGUGGGGACGAGAAACUUCGAAUUAACGUCAGCGGCCGGAAGUUCGAAACGUGGCGUACCACGUUGGAGAAGUUUCCAGAUACCCUUCUGGGAUCCAACGAACGAGAUUUCUUCUAUGAUGAGGACACAGAUGAAUACUUCUUCGACCGAGAUCCUGAUAUUUUCAGGCAUGUUCUCAACUACUACCGCACCAGCAGGCUUCAUUAUCCCAAACACGAAUGUAUCAGCGCCUACGACGAAGAGUUGGCAUUUUUCGGGAUACUUCCGGAUAUUAUCGGCGAUUGCUGUUACGAAGAUUACCGCGAUAGGAAGAGAGAGAACAGCGAAAGGCUUAUUGAUGAAGAAAAGAGCGAGAAUGGCGAUUUUGAUCCGGCAGUUUCUAUUCGAGAGCAAAUGUGGCGAGCCUUCGAGAACCCUCACAUAGGAACUGUGGCGUUGGUAUUUUACUAUGUCACGGGCUUCUUUAUUGCAAUCUCAGUAAUAGCCAAUGUUGUGGAAACAGUUCCCUGUGGGAAGGUCCCCGGAGCUAGGGAAGAACCUUCUUGUGGGGAGAGAUACAUGAUGGCAUUUUUCUGUUUGGAUACGGCCUGUGUGAUGAUCUUCACGGCCGAGUAUCUCCUCAGGUUGUACGCGGCCCCAGACCGUUGGAAGUUCAUGCGAAGCGUCAUGAGCGUUAUCGACGUGGUCGCCAUAAUACCGUACUACAUUGGACUCGUUAUCUCCAACAACGAUGAUGUCAGCGGAGCCUUCGUCACUCUCCGUGUUUUCCGCGUGUUUCGUAUCUUCAAGUUUUCCCGCCAUUCCCAAGGUCUGAGGAUUUUGGGAUACACCCUGAAAUCGUGCGCCAGCGAAUUGGGCUUCCUACUGUUUUCCUUGACAAUGGCUAUCAUCAUUUUCGCAACCAUCAUGUUUUACGCGGAGAAAAAUGUGGAGGGUACCACGUUUACUAGCAUACCUGCGGCUUUUUGGUACACCAUUGUCACCAUGACGACGCUGGG
Molecule: messenger RNA, 1106 nt
Organism: Candidula unifasciata
Lineage: Eukaryota; Metazoa; Mollusca; Gastropoda; Stylommatophora; Geomitridae
Source: the annotation of a GenBank genome assembly